Molecule: messenger RNA, 910 nt
Organism: Melanotaenia boesemani (Boeseman's rainbowfish)
Lineage: Eukaryota; Metazoa; Chordata; Actinopteri; Atheriniformes; Melanotaeniidae
Gene: tmem167b
Product: transmembrane protein 167B
Exons: 3
Coding region: 153-377 (74 amino acids)
Source: RefSeq, a predicted model, not a curated record
AAAAAAAGAUUGUGUUCAGGGAAACGGAAAUGUCAGCAAGUACUGCGACGCAGGCAUCAACACAGUAUAUCUUUACUUUAACAAUAUAUAAUGGAUUGUUAAUUUAGGGGGAUAAAUAGUGAUUUAACGUCGUCAAAGAGUUAACUGCAAAUAUGACAAAUGUGUACUCCUUCGAUGGCAUACUGGUGUUUGGGCUGCUGUUUAUUUGCACAUGUGCAUACCUCAAAAAGGUCCCUCGCCUCAACAGCUGGCUGCUGUCAGAGAAGAAAGGGGUGUGGGGUGUCUUCUACAAAGCGGCAGUAAUUGGGACGAGACUUCACAUUGCCGUGGCGAUUUCCUGCUUAGCCAUGGCCUUCUAUGUUGUUUUUUUGAAAUGAUAAACUGGACGUCUGCAGGUUGGGAACGGACUCAUCUGUGUGGUCAUGGGUUAGGCCUCGUUGUGGGACUUUUCUUGGAUUGUAUAACAGGUGAAACCUCACUGGGAAUGAGAACCUUUGUGAAAGUCAAGCCAGUGCUGCCCCCUUCUGAUGACUGCAAACAUAGCUCCUUCAUGAAUAUUUGUGCAUUACAAACAUGGAGGGCAUGGAUGAAUCUCCUCUCUCUUACGAUGGUGGAAAGAGUCUGCUGGUUUUUAUGGUAUCAUUCUGUUUUGGGGUAAUACUGUUUGCUGUCUUCAUCAAUGCCACGUGGUUCUUUACAUCAAAGGAUGCAGAAAAUCAAAAGGCAGAGUGUAUAUUAUACAUUUUACCUGUAUACAACGUAUGAUUAGCUUAGCUGUAUAUAUUUGGAAAAAAUACCAAUAGAGAUUUGCCAGAUGUUAUGUGAUCAGACUGAUAAAGAUCCAUUCCACCUGCUCUCCGCUAUGCUGUUUCUGUAUCUUUUUUUUUUCAUUAAGUGGCGGAGAGAAAGA